Molecule: messenger RNA, 1649 nt
Organism: Cercospora beticola
Lineage: Eukaryota; Fungi; Ascomycota; Dothideomycetes; Mycosphaerellales; Mycosphaerellaceae
Product: casein kinase II subunit alpha/alpha'
Biological process (GO): regulation of cell cycle; regulation of transcription by RNA polymerase I; peptidyl-serine phosphorylation
Cellular component (GO): cytosol; nucleus; protein kinase CK2 complex
Molecular function (GO): ATP binding; protein serine/threonine kinase activity
Source: RefSeq, a predicted model, not a curated record
CCGCUCGCGUCACUUCCUGCCUUCGUGCUCUCUCUUGGUGGGGCCAUCUCUGUGACCACAUCCACACUGACACACCCACGCUCUAGCCCUUCCGUUGCAUAGAUACUCACCACACCGGCCGCCUACAAUACCGGACGCGCCGCCGCCCAUACAUUGCACGCUGCCGCCUCGAUCCGCCCGCCGUCCGCGCGCCGCCAACACAGUCUGGACUCGAUCUCAACACCACCUUCUUGAAAGUGGAAAGUGGGUAGGCAACAGUGAACAGCCUCGAGCCUUCGCUGGCUCUCCAAGUCAGCAUGGCGCGGGUGUACGCAGAUGUCAACCAGCAGAUGCCGCGCGCAUACUGGGACUAUGACAGCGUCAACAUCAGCUGGGGAGUACUUGAAAAUUACGAGGUGGUUCGCAAGAUAGGGCGUGGCAAAUACAGCGAGGUGUUUGAAGGCGUCAACGUGGUUAACUACCAGAAAUGCGUCAUCAAAGUGCUCAAGCCGGUCAAGAAGAAGAAGAUCAAGCGUGAGAUCAAAAUCUUGCAAAACCUUUCUGGUGGGCCAAACAUCGUCGCGCUGCUGGACGUUGUCAGAGACAGCCAGUCAAAAACUCCCAGUCUGAUCUUCGAGCACGUUAACAACACCGAUUUCCGCACGUUGUAUCCCAAAUUCCAGGAUUAUGAUGUUCGGUACUACAUCUACGAGCUGCUCAAAGCGCUGGACUUCUGCCACAGCAAAGGCAUCAUGCACCGGGACGUCAAGCCUCACAACGUUAUGAUCGAUCAUGAGAACAGGAAGUUACGGUUGAUUGACUGGGGUCUGGCCGAGUUCUAUCACGCUGGGACAGAAUACAACGUGCGCGUCGCAAGCAGGUAUUUCAAGGGACCGGAACUCCUCGUCGAUUUCCAAGAGUACGACUACAGUCUAGACAUGUGGUCACUCGGCGCCAUGUUUGCGAGCAUGAUCUUCAGAAAGGAGCCUUUCUUUCACGGCAACAGCAAUAGCGAUCAACUGGUCAAGAUCGCUAAGGUUCUGGGAACCGAAGAUCUGUUUGAUUACCUUGACAAGUACGACAUCGAGCUCGACGCGCAAUACGACGACAUUCUUGGUCGGUUCCCAAAGAAGAGCUGGCAGGCUUUUGUCAAUUCAGAGAACCAGCGCUUUAUCAGCAACGACGCGAUUGAUUUCCUCGAUAAGCUACUGCGUUACGAUCACCAGGAACGUCUCACCGCCAAAGAAGCGCAAGCCCAUCCAUACUUCGCACCUGUUCGGCAAGCGGAGCAAGAGAACAACGCUCACUAAUAUGAUACCAGUGAGACUCGAAUCACGAUUGAGACUAGAUACCACUUUGCUUAUGAAAGGGUCAGAUCUUCUUCUGACUGAUCAACUUGUGCCGCUUAAGAUUAUCUUAUUGCCGCAGCAGACGGUGCACUGUGGAAUCCGCUGACACCGUUUUGGUCUUCACUAGGACAUCCUUCAUGGUGCACAAGCAUUGUGAUACACAGCUUGCUAUGCGAAUUCAAUGCUAAUCUUACAGAACGAUCCGACUCGGAUACAUGCGGCGCAUGCCAUUGUCGAAAACAGCCUCGCCCAAUCUUUCUGUCAAUCGAACAUGCCGCACGAAAAGCUUUACGACCUUCUCUUAGACGACUUAGCGACCCG